GUGUUAUAGCGACCUUGGGCCGAUUGGUGGCGGCAGCGGCAGCGGCCGGGUAGUGGUGGCGACAUGGCCACGGUGGAGUUGCCGACGCUGCAGGAGCUCAACGUGCAGGAAGUGAACGUGUCUUCGGCCGUGCUGAAGGCGUCGGCCCACCACUACGGCUCGCAGUGCGACAAACCCAACAAAGAGUUCAUGCUAUGCCGCUGGGAGGAGAAGGACCCGCGCCGCUGUUUGCAGGAGGGCCGCAAGGUCAACGAGUGCGCGCUCGAGUUCUUCAGGAAGAUAAAGAGCCAUUGUGCUGAACCCUUCACGGAGUACUGGACCUGCAUCGAUUAUACCAAUCUGCAAGAGUUUCGGCAUUGUCGCAAGCAGCAAGAGGCAUUUGAUAACUGUGUGCUAGAAAAACUGGGCUGGGUUCGUCCUGAUCUUGGGGAGCUAUCUAAGGUUACCAAGGUGCAGACAGACCGGCCAGUUCCUGAGAAUGUCUACCACUCCAGGCCAAGGCCAGAUCCUAACCCGGUCCCUGAGGGAGAGUUGCAGCCCGCCAAAUAUGGCAGCAGGUUGUUCUUCUGGAACUCGUGAAGGAUGAAGCUGCCCCGGAAUGAGAAUAUUUAGUUGUGUUCAUCUUCAGUAAUACCAUGAGCCAGUUGAACCAUGGACUUUUGGUGCAGAAAAAUGUCAUUAACAAUAAAAAAAAAAGUAAUUUAACCAUG
Messenger RNA from Hypanus sabinus (Atlantic stingray), 710 nucleotides. RefSeq names its product NADH:ubiquinone oxidoreductase subunit A8 (gene ndufa8). The record is from RefSeq and is a predicted model, not a curated record. Gene Ontology annotation, biological process: mitochondrial electron transport, NADH to ubiquinone. NCBI's taxonomy places the organism in Eukaryota, Metazoa, Chordata, Chondrichthyes, Myliobatiformes, Dasyatidae. Bases 64 to 579 code for a protein of 171 amino acids. The transcript has 3 exons.